Penaeus vannamei (Pacific white shrimp) is the source of this 1854-nucleotide messenger RNA. The record is from RefSeq and is a predicted model, not a curated record. NCBI's taxonomy places the organism in Eukaryota, Metazoa, Arthropoda, Malacostraca, Decapoda, Penaeidae.
GCAUGAUGGACUUGGAAAUGGUCGUCGAGAAUUUCAUCGCAGGCGUGAUGGUGCCGUGCAAGAGGACCCUGGACUCGUAUGAACCAGGCACAGGGAAGGUUUGGGCCAAGAUCCACUCUGGCACCUUGGAAGUCAAUGCUGCGGUUGCUGCGGCCAAGCGAGCCUUCCCAGAAUGGUCAGGAUUACCCAUUCAAGAACGAGCCAAGCAUCUCCUGAAGGUAGCUGAUUUGCUGGAAAAACGCCUUGAAGAGUUUGCUGUUGCUGAAUCCCGUGAUCAGGGCAAGCCAGUCUGGCUAGCAAAGGCAAUGGACAUUCCACGUGCUGUCCUGAAUCUUAGGCAUUUUGCUCAGACUGUUCCAAAUAAUCUGAAUACAUCAAAUGUAAGGACUGAUGCAGGUGUAGUCAACUACACAGUCCGAGAGCCAGUGGGUGUUGCAGGUCUAAUUAGUCCAUGGAACCUUCCCCUUUAUCUCCUGACCUUCAAACUUGCUCCAGCACUCAUAUGCGGCAAUACUGUAGUUGCCAAACCCUCAGAACUUACUUCUGUCACAGCCUAUAUGCUGUGCAAGGUUCUUCAGGAUGCAGACUUUCCUGCUGGAGUGGUGAACAUGGUGUUUGGAACAGGGCCCUCGGCAGGUGAGGCUUUAGUGAGCCAUCCUGAGGUCCCUCUCGUUUCUUUCACCGGCUCGACUGCCACAGGGAAGCACAUAGCCCAGGUCACAGCACCCAUGUUCAAAAAACUGUCAUUGGAGAUGGGUGGGAAAAAUGCAGCUGUAGUUUUCAGUGACUGUGACUUAGAUGCUUGUGUGAACACGCUCAAGAGAUCGUCUUUUGUCAAUCAGGGUCAGGUUUGCCUCUGUACUUCAAGAAUCUUUGUUCAGCGUCCCAUCUAUGAGACAUUCCUAGAAAAGUUUGUGGAUAUAGCCAAAGAGAUCAAGGUAGGCUGCCCCUUCAGUCAAGAGGUCUUCAUGGGGGCCCUUAACUCAAAGCCCCAUUUGGAAAAAGUGAAAAAGUAUGUCAAGUAUGCAGUCGAGGACGGAGGAAGUGUUCUUUGUGGUGAAGGUGUGGACCUGCUUAUUUUACCUGAGGAUAAUAAACAGGGAUAUUUCAUGAGACCAACCAUCAUCACUGGGCUGGAUGACAAUUCUCGUUGCAUGCAAGAGGAGAUCUUUGGCCCAGUAACCUGUGUUGUACCCUUUGAAGAGGAAGAGGUAGUCAAGCGUGCCAACAACUCUAAUUUUGCCUGUGUGCUUCAGUGGACGUCAAAUGUUGGCAUUGCACACCGUAUGGCACAUAAACUAAAGGUUGGCACUGUGUGGACCAAUUGCUGGUUGGUGCGAGACCUCAACAUGCCGUUUGGAGGGGUGAAGGCCAGUGGCAUUGGUAGAGAAGGAACCCAAGAUUCCAUGGAAUUCUAUACCGAGGCAAAAACCAUUUGUACAAAGAUUGCUUAAAAGAUGACAAAAAGAAUGUUGCUCAAAUCACAAUUAGUGCAUGAUUCUUACCCAAUCUACCCCUCCUUUUACAAUAGAAAAAAAAAAAAAAAAAAAAAAAAAUUGCUUGGAUAUUUGCUACAUAUUUUUCUUUCUUUUUUACUGUUGUUGUUGGUCUUUACAGUAUUCAUUUUUUUCAUCUAAAGUAUAAUCUCAUUACUUGCAUGUAAAAAUUUAUUUGUCAAUAUACACUAUCAGUUUUUAUUAAUUACAAGACCCCUGUGUAUGAUACAUUAUCAUAUAAAAAAGUUCUAUUUGAGCCAGCCAUUAGUGACAUUAUUGUGAAAGCAUUUUAUUGGUCAUUGGUGAUGGAUAUGUAUAUAAAAUAAUGCAGAUGGUGAAUAAAGAUAUAAGGAAAAUA